Molecule: messenger RNA, 5382 nt
Organism: Oncorhynchus keta (chum salmon)
Lineage: Eukaryota; Metazoa; Chordata; Actinopteri; Salmoniformes; Salmonidae
Product: E3 ubiquitin-protein ligase MARCHF7-like
Exons: 11
Coding region: 2338-4722 (794 amino acids)
Molecular function (GO): zinc ion binding
Source: RefSeq, a predicted model, not a curated record
AGCUAUAGUCUGCGACAUUGUUUUACAUUUGAAUUUGGCAACGAUUAAAUUGAUUCCUUUGAUAUAAGAAAUGGGUUAUGUCAGGACGGAUGAUCAACAACAGCAACAUAAAAAAUAGGCCUACCUACCAUUUGCUAUUUAACGUUAACUAGCUAAACCACCAUAAUUAUCUCAUCGCAUUCACUGUCUUUUGUGUCCCGUAAAUGUCCUAUUUGUGGAUAUGACUGACAUGUCCUCAAUCGAGUGGUUUCUAGUUCUAGGAUGGUAGUUAGCAACUGUAGCCCUAGCAUGCUUUGUGGUCGUGGGCUAACGUUAACUAUCUAUUUAGCCAAGUAGGUAACGUUAGCUAGCAAGCUGUUUUUCUUUAUCCAUGUUGAACUUCGAAGCCGUGCCAACAACACGUUUGGGUGACUAGCUGGCCCCAGACAGUGUGGCUUUGAGAUCAUGCAUGUUUCAUGCUUACAUGUCCAUGAGUAUUGUUAACGGUAGGUCGCUAGCUGACAAGCUCAUUCGACAUCUGGUCAGCAAAAGGAAACUGCCAGACAUUUUGACAGGUCGUUCAGGUUAUUUGGGUAGCCUUUUAGUGACAGUAGUCAGCUAACGUUACCUAACGUUAGCCAUUAAGCUAUUGUUGGCUUGCAAUUCAUGACUGAGAUGCUAAGGUGUCACUGGUUUGCUCAACUGUUGCGUAAAUAAGACUUGUCUUGUUCUCUAUCUAUGCAAAGGUACCUAAACUAGUUUAUUGCUGCAAAUCUGGUAGAUGGAGAAGGAAAAAUAACUGGCCUUGACUGGUCGAGGAAAAAACAGCUAAUGCAUUCAUGGCCUUGUCUGAAUCACGAAGAGCAGCCAAGCCACAUUCUCAAAACAAAAUGUGUUUUUGAAAAAAACUAAACUUCUGAUGCCGAAUUUAAAAUGCACUCUUCCAGUUUUGCAGAGCUUGACCGAACGUGUUACUAUUGUGCCAAUAAAUAUUAACAGUAGAGAAACACGUUUAGUUAUCUUGUGUGCAGAUUAUCAGCCUUACAUAGGCCUCUGCCACAUCUCAAAUACAACCAACAGAGCUUGCUUGACCUGUCAUCAAAACAACUUCCCUCAUGUACACUCUGCAAUCCUGGUGGUUAAGUUUAGCACCACACAUGCCCCAUGAGUGUGAUUGAGAGAAGCCACAAUCGCACUGGGUUAAAUUAGGAGCAUAAAUAUAAUGUAUUAAAAUAGUAUUUCUAAGCCACAACUGUAGGCUACCAAAGGAGAUGGCCUAGGUGCAAUACAAAAUAAACAUUUGAAGUUUACUGUUAGGAACCUUUCUCAAACAGUUGAGGGGGUGGGGCUUUGUAAGGAGAUGGACAGGUUUCUUCCCUCUGGUUCUCCUAUCCCCAUAUGGGUGCUGUGAUCCAUGUAAACCAGAGGAAUGCACCUUUUUAAUAAAUUACCCUGCAGUGACUCUAGUGGUGCAAGGCCUGACCUGGCCUGCACAGCCCCCCUGCUGCUCUGUCAUUCCUCAGGAAAUGUCACCAUCAAAUGGCUGUGACAGUGUGUACCAAAUGGCACUCUAUUGCCUAUGUAGUGCACUGAAUAGGGUGCCAUUUGGGAUGCAAUAACAGUGAUCCAAGGACAGGUGUGGGGGUUAGGUGCCAAGAAGCUGCUGCUUCUGAACAGUUUGACUGUGUCUUGUACACUGUCACCCUUCUGCUGCCUCAGCGAACAGCCAACCCCUUCUCCUGACUGUUGGGUUCUUAUUAGAUUAGGAGAUUCCCUGACUCUUCAGUCUGGUCUUUACGAUUGCAGUUUCAAAACACCGCUAGGUCUAUCUCGUCUUAGCUUGUUGUCGUUAAAUCACAUUUAGCCUAGCCUUAGGGUUUGGUGGAACCAGCACCGAAGGUUUUAGCAAUAAGUAAGAUAGGGUUGGGCCAGGACAUUGAACUCCUUUUGACUUAUGUAUAUUGAUAUGGAGUACUGGAGACCAAUGGUUCCCACUUUAUUUAUUUAAAUUUUAAGUAACUCGAAGGUUUUCAACUUACUCUUAAAGGUUCUAAUAGGAGAAUGAACAAGGUGCAGUUUUGAAAUUGUGUAGUGCGUAAUCAGUUUUCCUCUUGUCAUUGCAUACUUAAUAUAUUGUGAAAUCUGUUUUGUUAAUGUAUUGUAAUGUUUGAAAAAAAAUAACUGCUGCCUCCCGAGUGACGCAGUGCUAGAGGUGUCACUACAGACCUGGGUUUGAUCCUGGGCUGUAUCACAACCGGCCGUGCUCGGGAGUCCCGUAGGGCGGAGCACAAUUGGCCCAGCGUCGUCCGGGGGAGGGUUUGGCCGGGGCAGCUUCACUUGGCUCACCGCGCUGGCUUUAUGUGGGCCGGGUGCCUGCAGGCUGACCUCGGUCGUCAGGUGAACGUUGUUUCCUCCGACACAUUGCUGCGGCUGGCUUCCAGGUUAAGCAGCCAAUCAGUGAUGGAUUCCAAGCCUCGUCGGCUGCCCUUUACGGUGUCCGGCACCACGUCGUCUUAUUCUUCAUCCUCUUCCCCCUCCUCCCUGGGUUCCAGCAGACUCUAUGGAAGACCCAGUGUCCUGAACAGUGAUCGAUUCACCAGGGCCACACCCCUUAAACCUGACCUCGACCACCAGGUGCCUCCGAGCUCUCGGUUCCUCAGCUCGACCAGGGACUACAGUAGCUCUGACAGCUGCCACUCCAGCUGGAAAUCCCCUCUGACCACCUCCUCGGUCUCCUACGAUCGCUCCUGGGCCGAGUCCUCACUGAGCAGCCGCAGCAAACUGACUGAUUCAGAGCGAAGACUGGGGACGUACUCAGGACUUCUCAGCAACACAACUGAUGAUGGAGAUAACAAACGGGUCAAACUGUCCUAUACCAACAGAGCUGCAUAUACAAGAAGCCCCUCCUCCUCUGUGACUGGCUCCUCCUACUCCAGCAGUAUCCUCAGAGACUCUGAUUUGUCGUCGUGGAAGUCGUCCUCCUCCUCCUCAGAGCCCCUGUGGUCCAGAAGGGAGCUGGAGAAAAGGACUGAGGGGAGGAGUCUGUCUAGUGAGGCUGACACCAGCUAUAGGAGCUCUGGACUCACCUCAUCCCUGUACCGGCCAGACCGUGUGACCUCCACCUAUGCCCAGGGGGCUCGGCCCAAGGAGACCCUCUACUCUUCCUCUAGCAGGGAGAGCAGCUCCCUCAGCCGCCACCUCUCUUCCACUUACCAGCGCUUCCCACUGGCCCGGGACUCCACCACCUCCUGGACCACCGGCCACUCCCUGACCACCUCUACCCUCCGCACCACCAAGGAACCCACUGAGAGCCCAGAGCCCACUCUAGGAGCCUCCGUCUCCUCUCGCCCCUCGUCUUGGUACACAACUCCCUCAGCAAGACGGGAGGCCCGGGACUCCAGCCCCCCUCCCUCCGCGCCAACCACCACCCCCAGGACAACCCCAGAGGGUGGCGAGGCAUCCGAUGGAUGUCGCUCCACCCGCCGUCUCCUCUCCCGCCUCUUCUCUCGGCGCUCCAGCCAGGACUCCAGUGGCUCCAGCUCUGGCUCCACCUCCCGCUCCUUCGACUCGGCAGAGGACAGCCCUGUCGUUGAAGGCCCCAGUCACACACCCGUGGCUACCAGCGAGGAGAGCGUCCGGCCCGUGAGCGUGGAACCCGUUCCCAGAGGCUCUGACGCGGCUCAGGCCUUUGCCUUCUUGAGGCGUCGCAGACAGGGCCUGUCCCCGGUCCAGGAGGGUCAGACCCAGCGUGGCCUGGAGGCCUGGAGAGGGGGCAGCACCAGUGGUGUUGUAAGUAGUACUUCAGGUUCCUCCUGGCUGUCGUCUUCCAUCCAGACCCGCUGCACUCCUCUCUUCUCCCGCCGUAGAAGAGAAGGACGGGAUGAAAGCGCUCGCCUGGCAUCCGGCGCCGACGAGGAUUGCCGUGGUACCCAGUUCCCCCUCAGGAGGAGAGAUUCCUCUGAGGCAGAGGAUGAUGAUGAGGAGGAAGAGGAAGUUGCAGCCUCGGGGGCGAUGGGCGCUAGCGUCGCCCUACAGGAGGAGUUGAGAGACAUGGCGGGGAGUAGUCAGCGUUUGGCGAGGUUCAUGAGCAGCCCGCUGUUCCGCGUCCACGACAACGUCAUGAUCGCCGUGGACGUGACGGGCGCCGCCGGGAGCCAACCGGAGUGCCAGGAGAAGCCCACCUCCUCAAGAGACCCUGAGAGACUGAGGAAGAUCCAGGAGAGCCUGCUGUUGGAGGACUCUGACGAGGAGGAAGGGGACCUGUGUCGUAUUUGCCAAAUGGGUGAGGAGUCUCCCUCCAACCCUCUGAUCGAGCCCUGCCGUUGUACAGGCAGCCUGCAGUAUGUUCACCAGGACUGCAUCAAGAAGUGGCUGCGUUCCAAAAUCAGCUCUGGCACAAAUCUGGAUGCCAUCACCACGUGUGAGCUGUGCAAAGAAAAGCUGCACCUGAACAUUGACAACUUUGACAUCAACGAGCUACACAGGACACAUGAGAAGUCUGAGUACGAGUUCAUCAGCUGUGGCCUUUACCUGGUGGUGUUGCUUCACCUGUGUGAGCAGAGGUUCUCUGAUGUGCUAGGAGCUGCCAACGAUGCCGGGUUUUUCAACCUGGCGAGAACCCUUCACGAACACAUGGACAAUCUUGAAAGCUCUUAUGGGGAAUCGGACGAAGAGGUGGUUGAUACUCGGCCGUCAAUCGAUUUCUGUGACCUCGAUGAAGACUUGGAAGAGGAGUACAAUUGACCGAAGGGGAUAAGGAAAAAUAGAUGAGGGGAGGGGAGGGGGGAGGGGGGGGGGGCAAGCAGAAGAAGAAUUGAAGGAGUUACCAGCUAGUAGCAACCCAUUUUGUUUCACCUCGUGUGAUUUUACUGAGUGCAAUGGCUUGUGAGAUUUUCUUUAAAGCCAAUGCCAAGUAGAUGGGAAGUCACUCCUGACGUAGAGGUGACGAUGUCAUAGAUAUGCAGACUGACUUUGAAGUGGACCGAGGUGAGGAAAUGCUUUAUCCCCCCCCCCCUGUUAAUUUCCCCUUCCUUUAGGUCUCCAGAUUUGAGCUUUUUUCCGUUAAAAUGCAAGAUGUCUUUUUGAACUGUGAUACCACGAGUGCUUUAAAUGUUUCCUGAUCUACAAAAGCAGAUCCGGCCACCGUGGUGAGAUAGUGUAAAGAGAAAUUGAAAAAGCUCCCGAACACACUGGUUCAUUAGUUUAGUGGGUUGGGAGAAAGUUAAGGGCUCCGUUUAGGGAAGAAUAUCAAAAAGUGGCAAAUUAUUCCCUUUACUGUUUACAGCUCAAUAAUUGACAGUUUGUUCUGUUUUUGUCUUUUCAAUGUUUGCGGUAUGAAAAUGCUAUUUUGCUUGGCUCUGAAACUUGUUUUCAUUUAACUAUUGCAAUAAAGUUUUGAAUGUA